Messenger RNA from Mercurialis annua (annual mercury), 1291 nucleotides. Its product is annotated as hevamine-A-like. Bases 249 to 1148 code for a protein of 299 amino acids. Gene Ontology annotation, molecular function: chitinase activity. Gene Ontology annotation, cellular component: extracellular region. Gene Ontology annotation, biological process: carbohydrate metabolic process. The transcript has a single exon. The record is from RefSeq and is a predicted model, not a curated record. Lineage: Eukaryota; Viridiplantae; Streptophyta; Magnoliopsida; Malpighiales; Euphorbiaceae.
GUACAUUUUAAUGCUGCUUUUUUGUUUAGUAGUUCAGAGAAGUGUGCCGUAAAUGCUAGUUUAUGAAAUACUAACACGAACAAAAGCUAAGAGACAUAUUAUCAACUUUCAAAAUAUAAUUCUUAUGCCUUACUUUUUCAGGCAAGUCAUCCAUAGCAUAUCGCCAACUCCUCAACUAUAAAAUACCCAUUCCUUCUCCUACCCGUUCUACUCCAACACCUAAUAUCUCAUCUUCUCUUACUCCAAAAAUGGCCUUCCCAUUAGCACUUCCAUUUUCGCUACUCGCCUUGGCAAUGCUAAUCGUAGCACCAGGUUCUAAUGCUGGUGGAAUAGCAAUUUACUGGGGUCAGAAUGGAAAUGAAGGUACCUUAGCACAAACUUGUGCCACAGGAAACUAUGACUUUGUCAAUAUAGCCUUUCUAUCAUCCUUCGGCAACGGCCGAAAUCCCAUGCUUAACCUAGCCGGUCAUUGUGAUCCAUACAGUAACGGCUGUACCGGGUUGAGUUCCGAUAUAGAAUCAUGUCAAUCAAAAGGCAUUAAGGUAAUCCUUUCUAUCGGAGGAGGUGCUGGCGGUUAUUCCUUAGCCUCUGCUGAUGAUGCUAGACAAUUCGCUACGUACCUAUGGAACAACUUUCUUGGUGGAACAUCAUCGUCGUCUCGUCCGCUCGGCUCCGCAGUACUUGAUGGGGUAGACUUUGACAUUGAAGGAGGAACAAACUUGUACUGGGAUGAUCUUGCAAGAUAUCUUUCUGCUUAUAGCAACAAAGGAAAGAAAGUAUACCUAACUGCAGCCCCGCAAUGCCCGUUUCCGGAUGCUUGGGUUGGAAAUGCCUUGAAGACGGGUCUUUUCGACUGCGUUUGGGUCCAAUUCUACAACAAUCCUCCUUGUCAGUACUCGUCCGGUGAUGUUGCCAAUCUUGAAGAUGUAUGGAAGCAAUGGAUUUCAGAGAUUCAAGCAAACAAGAUUUUCUUGGGAUUGCCAGCAUCUCCUCAGGCAGCAGGAAGCGGCUUCAUCCCUGUAGCGGACCUAACUUCCACUGUUCUUCCUGCAAUUAAAGGAUCUGCUAAGUAUGGAGGUGUUAUGCUCUGGUCCAAGUAUUAUGAUGAUCAAACUGGGUAUAGUUCUUCCAUUAAAAGCCAUGUCUAAGCUCUUUAAUGAUGUGUAUGGUGGCCUGAGUUCCUAGCAUUACUAUAUGAAUAGUUCUUAUACAUGUAUUAUCAAUAUAUGGAUCAUUUUCAGCUUUGUUGUGCUCUGUGUUGCACGGAAACUGUUGAAUCCUAAUACUUCUG